UGUUGUUCAAUUAUAAAAAUCUCAUUUUACGCCGACCAUGACCUCCUCUCCAUAUUAUUCCAAGUAUCUUUUCAUCCCCUCUUCACAACCCUACUGCCCUUUCAUUUCUAUGGAGAUUGAUCCUUCAAACUCUGAGAAAUCCGACGAACUAGGUUUAGGGCAUGUUAAGUUUUAUAGGUGUAGUUUCUGUAAACGAGGUUUCUCUAAUGCACAAGCACUAGGUGGACACAUGAAUAUCCACAGAAAAGAUAGAGCCAGGCUUAGAGAAUUUUCCAGUGAAAACUUGCUUUCUUUGGACAUCACCAACUCCGUUAAUCCUCCUCUUCCUCCUCCUCCUCCGGCUCCUUCAAAUGAGGACUCGUUGCAACAUGAAGUAUCGUACAAUGAAACAAUUAGUAGCCCCUCGAAAAGGCCAUGUGUUAAUACAUCUGAAGAAAAUGAUCAUAAUAAGGUGAAUUAUGAUGAUCAUAAUCAUGAAGUGAUUAUUGGAGAUGUUUUGCAAUUACCUUUAUUCACAAAGACUCCAUUAAUUAAAGAAGCAAGCAAUUGUGUGGACAGGCAAGUAGAAGAAAAGGGCAUGCAGCUAAAUCCUGUUUCAGAAUUGGACCUUGAGCUUAGGUUAGGGAUGGAACCACCUCAUGAGUCCAUGAUGAAAACCUUGUAGUUCGUCAAGUCUAUAUCUACGAUCAGAUCCUUUCUGAACUCCCAUAUGACCCUUUAUCAAAGAGAAGCUUUUUCCUUUCUAAUAUGUUAAUCAAAUAUACUUGCUAGAAUCCAUCAAAGAGGUACUUCGAUUCCCUCCAUACAACUUCCUCUUUUAUUUUUUUUGUUUGAUAUAUGUACUCCAUAUUUAUUUCAGUUAAAAGAUCUAAAUCAACAAAAGGAUAUUGUUAA
Molecule: messenger RNA, 894 nt
Organism: Nicotiana attenuata
Lineage: Eukaryota; Viridiplantae; Streptophyta; Magnoliopsida; Solanales; Solanaceae
Product: transcriptional regulator TAC1-like
Exons: 1
Coding region: 38-664 (208 amino acids)
Source: RefSeq, a predicted model, not a curated record